AUGGAGGUGCAGGACUGUGUGGUUGGCUUGUACCAGACCGUGGGGAGACCUUUGGGGGACCCCUUCUCUACUCAAGAUGUGAGCCAACUGUUUGGGAAAGUCUUUCAUGAGCCGUCUAAUGCUGAGGAGGUGCAUGCGGCUAUCACAAAGAUUUCCAACGGUGACAGCGGUUGGACGUGCGCUGGUCAGAAUGUCUUGGAUGUUCUCAGAGAAAUGGAAUAUCAGAGAGUCCAAAAUGAAAAGCUGUACUGGGAGUGCCAGCUGUUAAACGCAGUGAGCAACCACCAAACUCAACAUGUGAGGAACACACGGCUCACAUCCGAUCCAUUCUCCCUGCACCACAGUUAUCAGAAAACUAGCAUGAGGAAACUGAGGAAAGCCCAUAGACAGAGCUGGGCCAGGCUGGUGGAAGAGGGCCUGGCCAGUCUACUGCCCGCUCGUUCACCAGGUUGUCCCGUGAGGAGCCUUUCCUGGGGCUUGGUCAGCUUAUCAGAGCUUCUUCUCUUGGUGGAAGUCAAAUACGACGUUGUAAACAGCCUGCUUUACACCGAGAUGCUGAAAGAAGACUACUCUGCAGAUGUGUGGGAGAGUCUGUCGCCAUGGGAACAGCGGGAGGCGGAGGAGGGGCUGGCGGAGAGAGCAGAGCAGGCUUUGGAGUCACAUGACCCUCUUCACCUGGCCCAGCUGCCCGGGGCCCUCCGCACAUACAGGUGA
This is a messenger RNA of Knipowitschia caucasica, 714 nucleotides long. Lineage: Eukaryota; Metazoa; Chordata; Actinopteri; Gobiiformes; Gobiidae. The record is from the annotation of a GenBank genome assembly.